Molecule: messenger RNA, 1246 nt
Organism: Adineta ricciae
Lineage: Eukaryota; Metazoa; Rotifera; Eurotatoria; Adinetida; Adinetidae
Source: the annotation of a GenBank genome assembly
AUGAUGUUGUGCAGCUCAACACCGCUGAUCUUGUUGGUGUUUUGUUCAUUUUCCUAUUUCGUCGUGAUUAACGGUAGAAUCACGAUAACAGUUGAUUCUUCAAGUUCAGAAGAACGUCAUAAACCGAGAGAAAAAGAACCAUGUUGUACUGAUCGAAUGAAAAAUCAAGAUGAAUCGGACAUUGAUUGUGGAGGUCUUCAGUGUCCAAAGUGUCGCGAUAUGAGAAAGUGUACUUCUCCUAAUGACUGUCUCAGUGAUGUUUGUCUCGACGGCACAUGUAUUCCAUCACCUUCGUGUCGCGAUCAAAUUCAAAAUCAAGGUGAGACUGAUGUCGAUUGUGGUGGUCGCAUGUGUCGGAAAUGUCAGGAUAUGAAGACUUGUAUCCAUUCUUACGAUUGUCUCAGUGGUGUUUGCAUUAACAAUACAUGUAUUCCAUCACCUUCAUGUCGCGAUCAAAUGCAAAAUCAAGACGAGACAGAUAUUGAUUGUGGUGGUCGCACUUGUCCAAAAUGUCAGGAUAUGAAGAUUUGUAAUAUUUCAUGUGACUGUCUCAGUGAUGUUUGUAUUAACAACAUAUGUAUUCCAUCAUCUUCGUGUAUGGAUCAAAUUCGGGAUCAAGAUGAGACGGAUAUCGAUUGCGGAGGACAGACAUGUCCAAAAUGUCAGGAUAUGAAGACUUGUAUCCAUUCUUACGAUUGUCUCAGUGGUGUUUGCAUUAACAAUACAUGUAUUCCAUCACCUUCGUGUAUGGAUCAAAUUCGGGAUCAAGAUGAGACGGAUAUCGAUUGCGGAGGACAGACAUGUCCAAAAUGUCAGGAUAUGAAAACAUGCAACACUCCUCAAGACUGUCUUAGUGAUGUUUGUAUUAACAACAUAUGUAUUCCAUCACCAUCAUGUUUGGACCAAAUUCAAAAUCAAGAUGAGACGGAUAUUGAUUGUGGAGGAAGUACGUGUCUAAAAUGUCAUGAUACACAGCAUUGCAAUAUUCCUAGUGACUGUCUCAGCGGUGUUUGUAUUAACAAUGAAUGCAUUCCAUCACCUUCCUGUCAAGAUCAAAUACAGAACCAAGAUGAGACUGAUGUUGAUUGUGGUGGCUCGAUUUGUCCGAAAUGCGGCAAUGGUAAAGCUUGCAAUACCAGUGUGGACUGUUUAAGUGAUCAAUGCCGAGUUCAAUUCUGUCAAAGUACAUUCUUUGUUCUUUCUCGAACUAUUUUGCAAAGAUCUUUGAUUUUUUUCCAGCAUGUUC